CCCCGACUUACCAAGGUACUAUACAAACCCCCUUCCCCAUUUUUCUUCACUGCUCUCUCUCUCUCUCUCUUUCUCUCUCUCAGAUCGACGUUUCGGAACGAGAACCUCUUAAUCUUAUUGGGCAAGAGCUAGAAGAAAGGAUGUUUAGUUCGACUAACCCUUUUGGGCAGUCAUCUAGUAGCCCAUUUGGGUCUCCAUCAGUCUUUGGACAGACCAACAAUGCAAGUAACAAUCCUUUUGCUCCAAAGCCCUUUGGUAGUUCUACCCCUUUUGGUUCACAAACUGGGGGUUCUUUAUUCGGGGGUACUUCAACUGGAGUGUUUGGUGCAGCCCCAUCUUCUUCACCUUUCUCUUCCACCACGACCUUCGGUGCUUCAUCGUCUCCGGCUUUUGGAAGCACAGUGCCUGCUUUUGGAGCAUCUACUCCUGCAUUUGGUAGUUCAUCAUCAUCAUUUGGUGGAUCUUCCGUCUUUGGUCAGAAGCCUUCUUUUGGGGGCUUUGGGUCCUCUCCUACUCAAACAAGUCCCUUUGGAAGCACAAAUCAACAAUCACAGCCGGCAUUUGGGAGUAGCAUAUUUGGUGCCUCCACACCAUUUGGUGCAACAAGUCAGUCUGCAUUUGGUGCAAGUAGCACCCCAGCUUUUGGUGCUACAAGCACCCCCGCAUUUGGUUCUACGAACAGCACGCCCGCAUUUGGUGCUACCAGCACGCCCACAUUUGGUGCUACCAGCACGCCCGCAUUUGGUGCUACCAGCACACCCGCAUUUGGAGCUACCAGCACCCCUGCCUUUGGUUCAACCGCAAGUCCUGCAUUUGGGAAUACUGGGACGUCAUUUGGUGUGUCAAAUGCUCCUGUAUUUGGAUCUGGCGGAGCAUUUGGAGCUUCAAGCAGCCCUAUAUUUGGUACUUCAACUGCUCCAGCAUUUGGUACAUCAAGCACUUCUGCAUUUGGUUCUUCAAGUACUUCUGCAUUCGGUGCCGGAAGUACUCCUGCUUUUGGGGCUUCUAGUACACCGUCCUUCAGCUUUGGGUCCUCUCCAGCUUUUGGCCAAUCAGCUUCUACAUUUGGUAGCAGCCCAUUUGGUACCACUGCUCCUUUUGCAGCCCAGAGUUCUCAAUUUGGUGCCCAGUCUACAACACCAGCAUUUGGCAGCACUGGCUUUGGGCAGUCACCUUUUGGGAGUCAACGUGGGGGAAGCAGAGUAGCUGCCUUCACACCAACAACUGAAGCAGAUGGUGGGAAGUUAGAGUCAAUAUCUGCCAUGCCUGUCUACAAAGAUAAAAGCCAUGAGGAGCUGAGAUGGGAGGACUAUCAAAUAGGUGAUAAAGGUGGACCACUUCCUGCUGGUCAGCCUGCUGGUGGGAUUGGCUUUAGUUCGUCUCCUGCAAAUUCAAAUCCUCUUGCUCCUUCCCCAACAUUUACUCAAUCGGCUGCGAGUCCUUUCUCUACCUCAGUGCCUUCUAACCCAUUUGCUCCAAAAACUCCCAGCAUUGGUGGUUUAAAUUUUGGAUCCUCAAGUACUCCUGCAUUCAAUUCUUCACCUUUCGGUGCAUCAACUUCAUCUGGCCUUUUUGGAUCAACAUCUUUACCAACAUCAUCUACAUUUGGUGUUGGUUCAUCUCCAUCUAUUUUUGGUUCAUCGCCUCUCUUCAGUUCUUCUCAAGCAACAAAUGCAGGAUUUGGUAGUAACACUCAGUCAUCCCCAUUAUUCCAAUCUAAUGCACCUUCAAUUGGGCAGGCAGGCUCUGCUUUUGGUCAGACUACUACUUCCUUUGGGCAGAAUCCAAGUUCACCCUUUGGUCAAGGAAUACUUGGUGCUUCUACUACCCCUGGAUUUGGGGUAAACACUUUUUCGAGCACUUCAUCACUUAUUAGUUCAAGCAACGCAUUAGGUUUCGGUCAAUCAAAUCCUUCUUUUUCAAUACCUUUUCAACCAUCACAACCUGCUCAGACAACUACUGCUUUUGGCCUUGGCAGUUUUGGUGCAACACAACCAGCUGGUGGAAGUCCCUUUGGUGGAAUGCCAGGCAUUUUGGGUCAGAGUAACAUCGGACAAUUGUCUGCUCCUCAGAGCUCUGCUGUUGUACAACCAGUACCUGCUACAAAUCCAUUUGGAACACUCCCGGCAAUGCCUCAAAUGUCAAUUGGUCGAGUUGGAACUGCACCUUCAAUUCAAUAUGGAAUCUCUACAUUGCCUGUUGUUGAUAAACCUGCACCUGUUAGAAUAUCAUCCUUAUUGACUUCUCGACACCUGUCACAAAGGCGGAUUAGGUUGCCUGCAAGGAAAUAUCAUACUAAGAAUGAUGGUCCGAAGGUUCCAUUUUUUAGUGACGAUGAAGAGCCGAGCACACCAAAGGCAGAUGCUCUUUUUAUUCCUAGGGAAAACCCUAGAUCACUGGUCAUUCGUCCUGCAGAGCAGUGGCCUAUGAGAGCUAGUGCUGAGAAAGCAUCUGCAUCGAAGGAUCUAUCUAGUCCAGUGCAUGAGAAUGGGAAAAUUUCUCAAGAAGCUCAAGGUGGCUCCAACUCUGAAGAUAAAGAUAAAAAUCCAGUGGAAAAUGGUUUUGCCAAGGAAGGUGUUCAUAUUCUCAAAGGCAACCAUAAACCAAAUGGAGUUCAUGAAGAGCAUUCUGUUCAGAAAGGGGAUUCUUAUAUGACACUCAGUGGACACAGAGCCGGUGAGGCUGCCAUAGUUUAUGAGCAUGGGGCUGACAUUGAGGCACUGAUGCCAAAGCUGCGACGUUCAGAUUACUACACGGAGCCUCGAAUCCAAGAACUUGCAGCUAAAGAAAGGGCUGAGCCAGGGUUCUGCCGCCAUGUGAAGGACUUUGUGGUUGGACGUCAUGGUUUCGGCAGCAUAAAAUUCUUGGGUGAGACAGAUGUGCGGCGGCUUGAUCUUGAGGCUCUUGUUCAGUUUAACAAUCGUGAGGUGAUCGUGUACAUGGAUGACAGCAAGAAACCUCCUGUUGGACAAGGUCUAAAUAAGCCAGCCGAGGUAACGCUUCUCAACAUAAAAUGCUUUGACAAGAAGACUGGAAAGCAGUAUACAGAAGGGCCCAAAAUUGAAAAAUACAAGGAGAUGCUCAAGAGGAAGGCGGAGGACCAAGGUGCCGAGUUUGUGUCUUACGACCCCAUUAAAGGAGAGUGGAAGUUCAGAGUCAAUCACUUCUGAGUACGAGCUGGGAGCUGAAGAUGAUUGGGACGUGUGCUGCUCCAAUUCGCAUACAAGCGAGUGCCAACAGUAAUGUAUUACAUAUCUGAUAUUGGGAGAUGAUGUGUGUCAUGCAUUAUGGGUUUUGUCCUCGAUGACGAUUGAUUUUUUUUUUUUUUUUUUUUGUAUAGAAUUUACCAAGUUGUGGUAUAUGAAUUUUAGCCGUGCCAGACUGCCAGUGUGUUGUUCGGCCUCUUUUUGUUUUGUGGAUUUACAGUGUGGUGUAAUCUUUCGGCCAGGCUCGAAUAGAGAAUGCGCUUCGUUUACAUGUUCAAUCAAUGUGAUCUAUUCUUUUCA
Messenger RNA from Alnus glutinosa, 3506 nucleotides. Its product is annotated as nuclear pore complex protein NUP98A. The coding region runs from base 141 to 3170 and encodes 1009 amino acids. Gene Ontology annotation, biological process: RNA export from nucleus; post-transcriptional tethering of RNA polymerase II gene DNA at nuclear periphery; protein import into nucleus. The transcript has 13 exons. Gene Ontology annotation, cellular component: nuclear pore cytoplasmic filaments; nuclear pore. The record is from RefSeq and is a predicted model, not a curated record. NCBI's taxonomy places the organism in Eukaryota, Viridiplantae, Streptophyta, Magnoliopsida, Fagales, Betulaceae. Gene Ontology annotation, molecular function: structural constituent of nuclear pore.